Messenger RNA from Rhinocladiella mackenziei CBS 650.93, 288 nucleotides. RefSeq lists its product as uncharacterized. The record is from RefSeq and is a predicted model, not a curated record. Lineage: Eukaryota; Fungi; Ascomycota; Eurotiomycetes; Chaetothyriales; Herpotrichiellaceae. The transcript has 2 exons. The coding region runs from base 1 to 288 and encodes 95 amino acids.
AUGAUCUCCAAAAAGAUUGAUAGCGACUUGCAAGGCCUCACCCCAUCCCCAGUUACUCCAUUCAACCUCGACGGUGGUGUCGACUAUGCCGCCAUCCAACGCCUGGGUUCACGGCUGGACAGUAUUGAAAGUGUCAAGCACAUCGUCAUCCUCGGCCAACGCCCGGAAGAGCAAGUCUCCGUCAUCACCGACAUCACUGCUGAAGGCACGGAGGUCGCUGCUUUGGAAGCUAAGUUUGCCGAAGCAGUGGGCGAUUCCGCUGGUCUCCCUAUAUCCCUCUACGGCUAG